Messenger RNA from Nilaparvata lugens (brown planthopper), 1539 nucleotides. RefSeq lists its product as uncharacterized. NCBI's taxonomy places the organism in Eukaryota, Metazoa, Arthropoda, Insecta, Hemiptera, Delphacidae. The transcript is spliced from 8 exons. Gene Ontology annotation, molecular function: protein binding. The record is from RefSeq and is a predicted model, not a curated record. Bases 549 to 1508 code for a protein of 319 amino acids.
UGAUCUGCCACUGGACAGUCUUGUUCAAUAACAACAGUGGUCCUUCGUUUUUUCUCUUAUCAAAUAAAUAUUCAUGUUGAAUACUUUUGUACUUUUCAAGUGCUAGUGAUUGUAUUUAAAGUGGUUUGCUUUAAAUUGUAUUUACAUUUUUAACAAGCAAACACAUUAAUUUCAAACACUUUGUAGCAUUGCAUUUUGCAACUUGCAUCAGAAGUUUUUAUACAUGGUUGUGUCAGACUGUACACUGCUGGAGGUAUCUACUUGUAUGUGAGAAGUUCUGCAAGUAACGUUACAUCAUUCUUAGCCAUUUUACUUUAAUGAUGAUUCAGAUGCAAGCAAUGGCGGAUUCUCAAGUCGCUGCUGUUUGGAAAACUGGAAGUCGAUUUCCUGGUUCUUCGUCGUAUAUAUAGUAUUUGCUAGACAGUCUGAUAGACAGUCGUUAGUUUGUCUUUUGUAAUUUGUUAGGGUGCAUACUGUAAGUCCUGCAUAUCGUCUCCGGGUACUCUUUGCACUUAGUUUCAACUUUGUUGGAGAGUAACGGAGAAGAAAUGCAGCAAGAAGGGAAACCAAAGUUUCUGAAGUUCCAUCAAAACAAAGUUAGAGGAGUUGCCUUCAGUCCUCGGGACCGCUACCUUUUCUGCUCGGGUGCUUACGAUGGCAAGGUCAAUCUUUACUCGGCUCUCCGCAUGGAGCUGCUCAUGUGUUACCAGAUCACCACCAUGACCCUCGCCAGAAAUGUCAAUGCAGUCCGCUUCACAUCGGAUGGCUCAAGGAUCCUGGCAGCGACAACGGCCCGCCGCCUGGCAGUGGUGGACGUGGAGAGGGGGGAGCAGCUGUUGGCCUAUGACAACUGCGCAUUCAGCGGCCAGGACCGCACCGGAUUGGCGGCCGACCCCACCCAGCCCAACAUGGCCGUGUCGGUCGCCGUCAACGGAAAGGGGCUUACUCUGCUCGAUCUGCGCAUGCCCCUGCCACUCGACUUUGUCUACGAUUUGCACGGCAGCAUAAUCCGUGACGUGUGCUUCCUGGGGGGCGGCUGGCCGUGGGGCGGCUGCAACGGCCUGCUGAGCAGCUCGGCGGAGGGGGCGGUGAAAGUGUGCACCCUGGACGGUCGCCUCCUGCACACGUACCACGCCGGCCACUCGGUGAACACUGUCUGCCCCACCCCCGAGCCCUACCACUCGGCGCACGACGACACCGGAUUCAAUAGUGUGAUAAUGAAUGGUGGUGAUAUUAUAUCAGCGUAUGUGCCAGAUACCGGAAACCAAGAAAAACUAAAAGAAAACAAAGAUAUGCCUGUAUGGAAAUUGAGGUACACAUCACAGGGCAGUCUUUUGUACUCGGCAUGUGAAGGCGGAGUGUUGAGGAGGUAUAGGAGAUAUCCAGAUCAUCAUGAAUAUCUAGGAGAGGUGUUGAGGCAUAAAGGAGAUAUACAGGAUUUCGACAUAUCACCCUACGAUGAGUGUAUCCUUUUAUGUCUUAUUACUUUCCUUGCCCUAUUACCAUAGGUAAGGAAAGUAUUGCUUUCCGAAAAAAUUA